AUGGCUCCUGACGGAAACCAGAGCAGUGGUGUGACGGAGUUCAUCCUGGCAGGUUUCCCGAACCUCAACAGCACAAAGGCAGAACUGUUUUCUGUCUUCCUUCUUGUGUAUCUGCUGACCCUAACAGGCAAUGUGUUGAUUGUUGGGGUCAUAGGAGCUGACACUCGCCUGCAAACGCCCAUGUACUUUUUCCUGGGUAACCUGUCCUGUCUAGAGAUCCUGCUCACUUCUGUCAUCAUUCCCAAAAUGCUGAGCAACUUCCUCUCAAGGCAACACACAAUUUCCUUUGCUGCAUGUAUUACCCAAUUCUAUUUCUACUUCUUCCUUGGGGCCUCUGAGUUCCUGCUAUUGGCUGUUAUGUCUGUGGAUCGCUACCUGGCCAUCUGCCACCCGCUGCACUACCCCUUGCUCAUGAAUGGGGUUGUGUGCUUCCGGAUGGCCUUGGCCUGCUGGAUGGGGGGGCUCCUCCCUGUGGUUGGUCCCACAGUCGCUGUGGCCUUGCUUCCCUUCUGUGAGCAGGAUGCUGUGGUGCAGCACUUCUUCUGUGACAGUGGCCCAUUGCUCCGCCUGGCAUGCACCAACACCAAGAAGCUGGAGGAAACUGACUUUGUUCUGGCCUCAGUUGUCAUUGUAUCCUCCCUGAUGAUUACCGCUGUGUCCUAUGGCCACAUAGUGCUGGCUGUUCUGCGCAUGCCCUCUGCUUCUGGCCGUCAGAAGGCUUUUUCUACCUGUACCUCCCACUUAAUGGUGGUGACCCUCUUCUAUGGUAGUGCCAUCUUUCUCUAUGUGCGGCCAUCACAGAGUGGCUCUGUGGAUACCAACUGGGCAGUGACCAUGGUAACAACAUUUGUGACACCACUGCUAAACCCAUUCAUCUAUGCCUUGCGCAAUGAAAGAGUCAAGGAAGUCUUGAAGGACUUGUGUAGGAAAGUGGUGAUAAGGAUUUGUGGGGAUCUUUUGCUUGCUAAGAGUUUCAGUAAGAAAACAGUGACAUGA
Condylura cristata (star-nosed mole) is the source of this 996-nucleotide messenger RNA. RefSeq names its product olfactory receptor 6S1. Gene Ontology annotation, biological process: G protein-coupled receptor signaling pathway. The transcript has a single exon. Gene Ontology annotation, molecular function: G protein-coupled receptor activity; olfactory receptor activity. Gene Ontology annotation, cellular component: membrane. The record is from RefSeq and is a predicted model, not a curated record. NCBI's taxonomy places the organism in Eukaryota, Metazoa, Chordata, Mammalia, Eulipotyphla, Talpidae. Bases 1 to 996 code for a protein of 331 amino acids.